Messenger RNA from Notechis scutatus (mainland tiger snake), 609 nucleotides. Lineage: Eukaryota; Metazoa; Chordata; Lepidosauria; Squamata; Elapidae. The record is from RefSeq and is a predicted model, not a curated record.
GGAAGGUGAGCAUCCAACCAAACAAUGGGAAAUAAGAAAAGCGGGAUGAUCUCCAAGGAGAUCCUUGAUGAUCUGAAAUUGAACACAAAGUACUCAGAGGAUGAGCUGGUCAAAUGGUAUGACGCCUUCAAAAAACAAUGCCCUGAUGGGCGUAUUGGUAAAGCUGACUUUGAAAAGAUCUAUGCCAAUUUCUUCCCCAACUCUGACCCCAAGGUCUAUGCUCGGCAUGUCUUCCGAAGCUUUGACACCAAUGACGAUGGGACUCUUGACUUCCGGGAGUACAUCAUCGCAUUGCAUCUCACCUCAUCUGGCAAGACUGACCUUAAGCUGGAAUGGGCUUUCUCGCUUUUCGAUGUAGACCGCAGUGGAGAGAUCAGCAAGAACGAAGUUCUUGAGAUCAUUGCCGCAAUAUUUAAGAUGAUUCCUCCAGAAGAACAGAAAGUCCUGCCUGAUGAUGAAAACACCCCCCAGAAACGGGCUGACAAGCUGUGGGCAUUUUUUGGCAAGGGAGAUGCUGACAAAAUUGCUGAAAAGGAGUUCAUUGAGGGAGUGAUGAAGAAUGAUGCAAUAAUGGGCCUCAUCCAGUAUACCCCCAAGGAAAAUAAAUAA